Messenger RNA from Desarmillaria tabescens, 1001 nucleotides. RefSeq lists its product as uncharacterized. NCBI's taxonomy places the organism in Eukaryota, Fungi, Basidiomycota, Agaricomycetes, Agaricales, Physalacriaceae. The transcript is spliced from 3 exons. The record is from RefSeq and is a predicted model, not a curated record. Bases 177 to 674 code for a protein of 165 amino acids.
UGGCCGGAUUGGCUACAAAGUACGACGGCAAUCCGGGGAAUUGGUUGCUAUUUCCCUGCUCGCUUCUCUUGAUUGACUGCAAUGAUUCACCGCUAUAUAACCUCAGACGAUGAUCCCAACAUCCCCCAUUACAUCCACCGUGGACAGCAGACUCACCGCCUCAUCGACCACCGAAAAUGUCUUCCUCAGCACCUGCCAUCGUUUCUCCCGCUGUCAUCCACAGCAACAGAAGCUCUCUCGCGACGAUGAGCCCUGUCGGUGACCUGGGAUACAACUUCUCCCUCUCCUCCACUCGCCAGAGCCGUCAUGACCACCACCGCACCUCUGUGGAGAUGCCGCCUUCCUACCUAGAAUCGGACCCCGCUCCACCUCCAGAGUACACGCAAAAAGACGAGCCUGUCACGCUUGCGAUGUACCUCUUCAAGUUCGGUUUCUUGUUCCCACCAUUCUGGAUUAUGGGCGCGUUCAUCCUGUUUUCGCCCCUCCAUGAGCCAUCGUCGUCGCCCUCGGACGCGUGGCUUCCAGACAAGACCGAUGCCGAGAAGGAGAUGAUCAUCUCGAGGCUUAGGAAGGCAGAGGUGAAAUGGGCUCGACGCAGCCUGGUCGCAAUCGUUUUGUUGUUGGUCGUCGGCGUUGGCGUUGGGCUGGCUGUGUGGGCCGUUACGAAGGACUAGAAGAGUCUUCCUCUUCAUUCCAUUCUCCGCUGUGUCUGUCCCAUCAUUCUUCUCGGCAUUGCAUCGACCGUUCUCCUUCAUUCUUCUGCAUGCACACACAUUCAUUGUACCACCAUGAACCCACCACACUCGCUAUGACUUUUUUUUUGCACAUGUUGUAUCUCUACUAGCUUUGUCGCAUCUCUAGCUUUGUCGCGCUAUGUUUUCGCUAUGUUUAUUCGUAACUCGAUAUGUCUCCAUCAUGUACCACUUUCUUCACAACAGGCACAUAAAAUACUUUUUCCCAGGCACUUUGAGGCACUGGAUGAAAAAAUUUUCUGGCUUGGC